AUAGCUGCUUGGACUGCUGAUAUUGCUGCUCAGAACCCCGUCCUUGUCUCUCGCAGUGUAAUUGGGGAAACACAGGAAGGAUGGCCAAUGUACCUUCUCGAAAUAGGAAAAAGUGGUCCAAAUAAGAAGGCCAUCUUUACGGAUUAUGGUUUCCAUGUAGAGUGGAUCUCCCCUGCUUUCUGCCAGUGGUUUGUGAAAGAAGUCACUGAAAGCAGGACAGAUGGUUACGUUUACACUUGGACAAAUGGCCACAUGUGGAUAAAGACAUAGUCUAAAAAUGCUGGUAGCCAUUGCAUUGGUACAGAUCCCAACAGGAAUAUUAUUGCUGACUGGUGCACUCUUGGGGCCUCAAAAAACCCCUGUGAUUCUACUUACUGUGGCUCUGCACCUGAGUCUGAAAAGGAGACUAAGACUUUGACUGAUUUUAUUUGUGAACAUCUUUCUACAAUCAAGGUGUACUUGACGAUUCACUCCUAUUUCCAGCUGCAACUGUUUCCUUAUUCAUAUACUUACAAAUUACCAUAGAAUUACGAGGAACAGUAAAAUUCCAUUGCUCGUGCUGCAUCCAAACAGCUGGCCAGUUUGUAUAAUACUGAAUAUACAUAUGGCCCAGGAGCGACAACAAUCUAUCCUGCUGCAGGGGGCUCUGACGACUGGGCUUACGAUCAAGGCAUCAAGUACUCUUUCACUUUUGAGCUCCGAGACACUGGUAGAUAUGGUUUUGUUCUCCCUGAACCUCAGAUAAAGCCAACCUGUGAGGAGACUCUAAGUGCUGUUAAAUAUAUUGCCAAUUAUGUCCUUGAGCACUUGUAUUAG
This is a messenger RNA of Pelecanus crispus (Dalmatian pelican), 816 nucleotides long. The record is from RefSeq and is a predicted model, not a curated record. NCBI's taxonomy places the organism in Eukaryota, Metazoa, Chordata, Aves, Pelecaniformes, Pelecanidae.